AUGCAGAAUCUGAUAGAUUCAGAUUUUAAGCGCUUUGUAUCGGUUCAAGUUUUAGCAUAUUUGAAAGACAAACAGCUUCAAAACACAUACAAGUGUUUCAUUGAAGAAAGCAGACAUCUUGUUAAGGAAAAAAAUGAUGUGGAAUACCACGAUAAAUCGAUAGAUUCAUCAAUUGGACUCGUCAAUAUAGUUAGAGGAUAUCUCUCGGAAGAUCCAUGGACAGUCGGAAGGUCUAUGGAAAGUCGGAAGAUCCAUCGAGUAGCGAGGGCCAUUGAGUAG
Molecule: messenger RNA, 279 nt
Organism: Clunio marinus
Lineage: Eukaryota; Metazoa; Arthropoda; Insecta; Diptera; Chironomidae
Source: the annotation of a GenBank genome assembly